Malaya genurostris is the source of this 1045-nucleotide messenger RNA. RefSeq lists its product as uncharacterized. The transcript has 6 exons. Bases 1 to 993 code for a protein of 330 amino acids. Lineage: Eukaryota; Metazoa; Arthropoda; Insecta; Diptera; Culicidae. The record is from RefSeq and is a predicted model, not a curated record.
AUGGAACACGAAUCACCUUCCGUUUCCGUUAGAACUCAGCUACUAGACAUAGAACAAGAAAAUCUUCCAGCAUCGCGGAAAAGUAUUUCAAUUUCGCAAGUCUCAAGCCAUAUUGACACUAAUCUGGAUUAUUCCUAUUUGUGUAAACCAAGCGAUAAUCUUAACCUUAAUCGAUCUCUGCUAGAAUCACAAAAAACAACAUUGUUAAACCGUACGCUAACAGGGCAAAAAAUUCUUCAAAGAGCAAAACUAACACCACUAUCAAACACAAGCCAAAAUGAGCUAUGUAAUAUAGUAGCUGAGUACCAUCUGAACUUGGGACGUGUUACGACUGAGCAUUUUCUUAAUGUAUAUGCUGAAGCAAUAAUUUGUCUUUUGGAUUACGAAAUUAAGGAAGAUUAUUUCAUACCACGUAAAGGAGACAAGAAAAAUCCCAGCAGAAAAUUAUAUAAUAAAAUUACUAACCUCAAACAAAAAAGACGAAAUCGAGAGAAAGCAGAAGGAGAACUUCCCGAUAAGCGUUCCAAAGUUAUACAGAUUGAUGCAUUUUGUGAAACUCCAGACCUAGAUGAUGCGAAUAGCUGGCUUUGUUUGAAUAGCAAACCGUGGAAUAUUGUUCUGGAGAAAUGGCGAGGAACACAUGUCACACGGAAAAAAUUGUUAUUGAAGCCUAACCAAGAAGCUCUUUUAUUUGAAAAAUAUCCACAUUAUACUGAAACAUUUGGAUAUCAACUAGUAGAUAUCGAUUUCCAACUGUUGCAUGCAGGGAACAUUGAUGGUCUUAAAAAAUUGCAAUACGAUCUUCCGAAGAUCACAAAAGUUUUGAACAGGACAUACACUGAUGAAUACUCAAAAGAGUUGCUUGAAUACAUACAAACACCGAACAUCAAUAUAGAUAGUUGUGGUAUUUUUAUCACCAGAUUCUCAGAUCACGUCUGUUUUAAUUCUGCUGAACAGUUUAUUGAAACCAACCAAGGUGACGCUGCAUUAUAAACCUUCGGUACUUGUAGCACAAGAAGAGAUAAUUAUAUUCGCAACAACGGAU